Molecule: messenger RNA, 2529 nt
Organism: Pongo pygmaeus (Bornean orangutan)
Lineage: Eukaryota; Metazoa; Chordata; Mammalia; Primates; Hominidae
Gene: ITM2C
Product: integral membrane protein 2C
Exons: 5
Coding region: 138-962 (274 amino acids)
Biological process (GO): negative regulation of amyloid precursor protein biosynthetic process
Cellular component (GO): plasma membrane; Golgi apparatus; extracellular exosome
Molecular function (GO): amyloid-beta binding
Source: RefSeq, a predicted model, not a curated record
GGGCUGGGGGUGGGGUUAGAGAGAGGGACGCGAGCGGGAUCCAAACUUCCGGUGCCUGCAGAGCUCGGAGCGGCGGAGGCACAGACCGAGGCUGCACAGGCAGAAGCUGCGGGGCGGACGCGCGGACCGGCGCAGCCAUGGUGAAGAUUAGCUUCCAGCCCGCCGUGGCUGGCGUCAAGGGCGACAAGGCUGACAAGGCGUCGGCGUCGGCCCCUGCGCCGGCCUCGGCCACCGAGAUCCUGCUGACGCCGGCUAGGGAGGAGCAGCUCCCACAACAUCGAUCCAAGAGGGGGAGCUCAGUGGGCGGUGUGUGCUACCUGUCGAUGGGCAUGGUCGUGCUGCUCAUGGGCCUGGUGUUUGCCUCCGUCUACAUCUACAGAUACUUCUUCCUUGCGCAGCUGGCCCGAGAUAACUUCUUCCGCUGUGGUGUGCUGUAUGAGGACUCCCUGUCCUCCCAGGUCCGGACUCAGAUGGAGCUGGAAGAGGAUGUGAAAAUCUACCUCGACGAGAACUACGAGCGCAUCAACGUGCCGGUGCCCCAGUUUGGCGGCGGUGACCCUGCAGACAUCAUCCAUGACUUCCAGCGGGGUCUGACUGCGUACCAUGACAUCUCCCUGGACAAGUGCUAUGUCAUCGAACUCAACACCACCAUUGUGCUGCCCCCUCGCAACUUCUGGGAGCUCCUCAUGAACGUGAAGAGGGGGACCUACCUCCCACAGACGUACAUCAUCCAGGAGGAGAUGGUGGUCACGGAGCACGUCAGUGACAAGGAGGCCCUGGGGUCCUUCAUCUACCAUCUGUGCAACGGGAAAGACACCUACCGGCUCCGGCGCCAGGCAACGCGGAGGCGUGAGUGGCUGGCUUCACCCACAGUAGCCCCUGUCCCGUGCCCCAGACCACAGUUAUCUUCACACCUAGCCCAGCUGUCAGAGAGCUCAGAUAGCAGCAGCAAUAACAGCUAGCAUUAGCAGAGCACUUCCGUGUGCCGGGCAAUGCUGUGUGCUCUUUAUGACCUCUUAAGAGUGUAAGUCAUUCUCAUCCUCAUUAUUCUUUUUGCUGCCCAUUUUAAAGAUGAGGAAACAGGUGCAGAGAGGUUAACACCCUGGAGGUCACACAGCAGGGAGGUGGCAGACGUGGGCAGGCUGACUCCAGCUUUCGAGCUCUCCCCAUUUCUCACUGUGCUCUUUGGGUGAAUCUGGGUGAAUGGUGUCACUUGCUGGCCCUCCUGUGGCUCAGGCUGAGGCUGGUGGUCUUUGUGCCUCAGCCAGGAUGCAGGGCUCACUGGGGUUUUUCUGUUUCCUCCCAGGGAUCAACAAGCGUGGGGCCAAGAACUGCAACGCCAUCCGCCACUUCGAGAACACCUUCGUGGUGGAGACGCUUAUCUGCGGGGUGGUGUGAGGCCCUCCUCCCCCAGAGCCCCCUGCCGUCUUCCUCUUUUCUUCUUUCCGGCUGCUCUCUGGCCCUCCUCCUUCCCCCUGCUUAGCUUGUACUUUGGACGUGUUUCUAUAGAGGUGACAUGUCACUCCGUUCCUCUCCAACCCUGCCCGCCUCCCUGUACCAGAGCUGUGAUCUCUCGGUGGGGGGCCCAUCUCUGCUGACCUGGGUGUGGCAGAGGGAGAGGGGAUGCUGCAAAAUGUUUUCUGUGUCCCACUGUCUUGAAGCUGGGCCUGCCAAAGCCUGGGCCCACAGCUGCACUGGCAGCUCAAGUGGGAGCUGGGCAUGUGAGGCCCUGGGCAAGGGGAUGGCGCUGGGGGGGUGCGGCAUGGGCUUCAGAAGUAUCUGCACAAUUAGAAAAGUCCUCAGAAGCUUUUUCUUGGAGGGUACACUUUCUUCACUGUCCCUAUUCCUAGACCUGGGACUUGAGCUGAGGAUGGGCGAUGUGCCCAGGGAGGGACCCACCAGAGCACAAGGGAAGGUGGCUACCUGGGGGUGUCCCGGGGACUCCUGUCAGUGCCUUCAGCCCACCAGCAGGAGCUUGGAGUUUGGGGAGUGGGGAUGAGUCCAUCAAGCACAGUUGUUCUCUGAGUGGAACCAAAGAAACGAGGAGCUAGGACCCCCAGUCCUGCCCCCCAGGAGCACAAGCAGGGUCCCCUCAGUCAAGGCAGUGGGAUGGGCCGCUGAGGAACGGGGCAGGCAAGGUGACUGCUCAGUCACGUCCACGGGCAACGAGCCGUGGGUUCUGCUGAGUAGGUGGAGCUCAUUGCUUUCUCCAAGCUUGGAACUGUUUUGAAAGAUAACACAGAGGGAAAGGGAGAGCCACCUGGUACUUGUCCACCCUGCCUCCUCUGUUCUGAAAUUCCAUCCCCCUCAGCUUAGGGGAAUGCACCUUUUUCCCUUUCCUUCUCACUUUUGCAUGUUGUUACUGAUCAUUCGAUAUGCUAACCGUUCUCAGCCCUGAGCCUUGGAGAGGAGGGCUGUAACGCCUUCAGUGAGUCUCUGGGGAUGAAACUCUUACAUGCUUUGUAUAUUUUCUCAAUUAGAUCUCUUUUCAGAAGUGUCUAUAGAACAAUAAAAAUCUUUUACUUCUGA